Molecule: messenger RNA, 1581 nt
Organism: Eremothecium cymbalariae DBVPG#7215
Lineage: Eukaryota; Fungi; Ascomycota; Saccharomycetes; Saccharomycetales; Saccharomycetaceae
Gene: NSE5
Product: Smc5-Smc6 complex subunit NSE5
Exons: 1
Coding region: 1-1581 (526 amino acids)
Source: RefSeq, a predicted model, not a curated record
AUGGCUGCUAGCAGUCACCAUUAUGUUGUUGGGUCUAAUGAUGCAGGGCUGCCGCAUUAUUUCGUGGAACUGAAUGAACAAUGUCUCAAGGAAUUUGAACAAUACAACUCCUUGUGUUCAGUUGAUGAGUACGAGCAACUUCUUUAUUUGCUUGAGAAUAAGUUUUUAUCAGGGCAAGUACCAAUUCCCCCUAGUGAUGUGAUUGUUGUGCUUUUAACGCUUGCUACUGCAUCUUCUCAUUAUAAGGAUCAUCUUAUUAGGGGAAACGAUCCGUACAAUGUUGGAAGAACAGACAUUGCCCACCGUUGCAUGCGAUUCCUAAAUGAGCUUUUGCGUACAGUACACGUUUUCGAACUACAUAAGUAUGAAUUAUUCGAGCUUGAGCUGCUGCGGUGCCAGCUUUUUACGUUCCUUGAUAGCAUCGACCCGAAACAAUCAACUUCUACUAUAUCUAAGAGAGUCCGAACUCGCACUAACAACCAAGUUUCUGAUAUUCCAUUUAUUGCUGAAGAACUACCACAAAGUUUAGGCUCCCCGGAAACGGUGAACUAUAAAUAUAUCAGUGCUCUGGAAACAAAAAAAGCGGUUUUCCAUAAUCCUUUAAUUACGCGUGUUCUCUCACAGAGUGGUAGUUUCUGGAACUCCGUUGCUUGGGCUCUUUCAUCUUCAGUUGACGAUGACCCUGUGAAGCACUACUGUGGUGAAGUAUGGCUGCCGAUUAUUAUGUUUAUAUUUGAACUGUAUGAAUUGCGGCACGAAUACUACAAGCUCCAUGAGCUUGGUGGUACAGAUCGUUUGGGCUUUACCCAGAAGUUCAUUCGCAGUCCCCUGGUGUCUUUGUUCAAGUCUUUAAGCAGCAGUAAUAUUCAUAUUGCUCUUUGUGACCACUUGUUUGUUAACUGUGGUAAGGGGGUUGGUAGUGGGAUAGCUAGACCAGUUUACCACUCUGAACUUAACCUUUCUGCAACUUACCUGCCUAUAUGCAAACCUUCUACAAGUUUUAAAUGGUAUAAAUCCAUGAAGCUUAGACGGCGUAUACUUGGAGCUUAUUAUAGAGUUCUAGCUGACAUCCCAAGUAGCCAAAGAAUAAAGUCUUUCUCUGAGGACCAAAGUAUCAAAUAUAUGUCUAGGAUACUUCUACAAAUAGAUAAAUUGAGUAUGUUUGAAUCCUUCUUUUUGACUGAUGAAAUUAGCGCAACAAUGCACUAUUUACCGUUGCUUGCAGAACAUACGGUUGUUCAAUUAUGGGAAGAUUGUAAUAAGACAAUUGAGCCCACCCUAGUGGAUAAUUUGAAGAACUUGGACGCACUCAUUGACAAUUUUGAAGAUUUACUCGAAGGUGAGCCGAAAGUUUGUGUUAACGAUUUAGGUCUUCUCAAAACAACAGGCUAUAUAUAUACUUGUACGUUGGUACUGCUGAAAUGCGCGUUGUUUCUCCAUGGUAAAAGGCUGAAAGCUUCAAGGUUGAGGAGUGUUAUACAGAGAUUUAUUAAAAUGGAAUCAGAGUCGAUUUCAGCCACAAAAAGGGAUGAGACUUAUCCAAUCCUCACACCUUAUCUAAAAACUAUGUUUGAAUUAUAA